UCCCGCUGCUGCCGAAAUCCCCGUCUUCGCAGGGUGCAUGCUUCUGGCAAGAUUGUGCAGUGUCUCAGUCCAUUUUCAGUGUGUCUUAUCUUAAUUUGUCCUGAUCCGAUCUAAGCGCGAUAGCCACCACUUGCUUUCAAUUUGUAGGAUUUUUUCCCCUUCUUGGUUUGCUCCGACUACCCUCGGAGUAUUUCCCUCUCUCCUUGCAUUUCCAGGGUUGCAAUUUACUUUGCCUUUUCUUCUCUCUCUUUUUUUUUUUUUUUAACCUCUCCGCUUUUGAAUUGCUUCAUGUUACUAACCAUUCCUAAAUUGUAAGAGAGAUUCAUUCCCCCUCCUCUUCCACCACCACCAGCACCACUACCACCAUCACCUCCUCCUCCUCCUCCUCCCCUUCUCUUCUCCUUUUUGGCAGCACCAGGACGUCCGGUGUGGUGGUGGCAGCGAGCAGCAAAAGCAGCAAGAGCUCGUUUUGAUUCCCCCCCUUCCAAGGUGCUUUGGAGAGACUGGUUUAAGGCUCAGCAGCAGAAGUCACGAUGAGUGCACAAGGUGAGGGACCCGGUCAGCCUUCCACUGCUGCCCAGGAGCAACCUGCAACCGCAGAGCCUCAGAAGAGAGGACGAGGCAGACCCAGGAAGCAACCACAAGAACCAACUGGUGAACCAUCUCCUAAAAGACCAAGAGGAAGACCCAAAGGAAGCAAAAACAAGAGUCCCUCUAAAGCAGCUCAGAAGAAAGCAGAAGCCACUGGUGAAAAGCGACCCAGAGGCCGGCCCAGAAAAUGGCCUCAACAAGUGGUUCAAAAGAAGCCUGCUCAGGAAGAGACUGAAGAAACGUCCUCACAAGAGUCUGCAGAGGAAGACUAGGAGACUGCACCAUGCAAUUUCUACCUCAUCAGCAGUUGGGUCUUUUGAAGGGAGAAGACACUGCCUUGACCACUUAUUUUCUAUUGCCAUGGUCUUUCCACUUUUGCCUGGGGGGAAAAAAAAAAAAACACAUAACCUUAAAAAGGAUCUGACUAAUUGUCUUGUUUGUAAUCCCUUCACAGUCCCAGGUUUAGUGAAAAACUGCUGUAACACAAAGGGGACACAGAUUAACGAUGCAACUUUUAAUUACUGUUUUCUUUUUUCUUAACCUACUAAUAGUUUGUUUGAGCUGCUAAGUAAGGGUGAAUGGGUCAAGAAGAGCUCCGAAUCAGGUUUAUAUCAUUCACUGCACUGCGUAUGAACAAGAAACUUGUAACCUAGUCAUUAUAAUGGGCAUUGAAAUACGAAAGGCUCAGUGUGUAAACGCUGAAGCCUUGCAACACUUCAGCAACCCAAUCCCUACUUAGUGAACUCCCUGUUUUAGAACACCAAAGAUAAGGGAUAGAUACUACUCUUUCUUUUUUUUGGUAACCUUCUUGUAGACUUGUACUUGACAUUUUUUUUUUUUUUUUUUUUAAGAUUUACUGUUAUUUCAGGAAAAAAUGAAAGCUGAUCUUUCACUUCAUUCAGCUGGUAAUCUGAAGAAAGAAAUCAAUAUGAAAAAGGUACUUUCAUUUUGCAAAAGGGAAGAAAGACAAAGAUACAUUGUAUAGUUACAGAUACAAACAUAUCAGCAGAAGCAGUAGUAAACAAAGCGAACAGCCCUUAUCUUCUGGACAACAGGAAGCCAGACGGAGUUGGCAUUCUGUAGAGCCAGGCCUUUUCUGUGGAAAGAGAAAUGACUGACACCAAACACUCUUAUGCCAUUAAUUACUACGUCUCUAUUGAGAAAAGUGUUUUCAAACAUACAGAAAGGUACCUCAAAAUUAAUUGUGAAUUUCUCUGAUCAAAAAUAAUCCAGAUGUUUUGCUUCAUUUUGACUAAUUGUACUCGCCCCGUACCAGAACUUCAAAAGAAUUGAAUCUCUCCUCAUUACUCAUCAGUCGUGAUGUAAGAACCAGCACCACGUACCUCAGCUAAGUUCAUGCAUUACUUUAAGCAAUAUAUUUUGACAUAGGAUGGUUCACUGAGCACCUCUGUGUCAGUGGCGUUUCUCCAUCUUUUCAUUCGAAGCAGCACUUUUAGCACCAGAUGCAAUAUUACCCCACUAUUCAAUACUACCUCUGAUUUUUUUACAAUUAACUCAACAGACUGAUAAAUACAUGCUGCUAUACACAUUCAAUGCAGGAAGUUUUUACUGGGUAAGAUAAUCAUGAGUAUCUGCAUUUUCCCCUUAUUUCUACUUCAACACUUAAUUGCAGUUAAGGAAGCAAUAUCUUUAUUGUGUUUCAGCAUGACUAUGUAUUUUUCUUUCUCUUGGUUUGUUUUCGGUUUUGUUUUGGUUUUUAAUGUACUUACCCUAUUCUCUGCUAGACUUCUGUGUAAUGUACUGUUAACUUGAAUAUAUUUUUGUACUGAAUUGCUGAUAGGUUUGUGAGGAUAAUUUUCUUCAAUGACACUACAUGACAUAGAAAAAAAUUUAGCUGUAAUGUUUAAAUAUUACUGUCCAAGUUUGUACCUCAAGUGAAUUGUUUAAAGAAAUGGACUAAUUGAUUGACAAAGACCUACCUCCAGACUUUAAAUGGAAUGAACUUGUUACUUUCAGCAUUAGUUUUGAGACGUUUGAAACAGUUAGGACUGCAACUAAUCCCUAAUUCAAAACUAUUUUUGUAAAAUAACUUGUUGAGAAUGAACACAUUUUAAAUUACUUUCAUAUUAAAAAAAAAAAAAAAAAGAACAAAAAAAAACCUUCAAAGAAACUUGAAGCUUUGUAGGUGGGAAGCAACAAGCUCAGCUUUUGCAUAAUGCAAUCACAAAUAUGUGUUUUAAAAAAAUUAGUAGAUUGUAAGAAAAUGCUUGACAAGUAUUUUCGUGUAUUUUACACAAAUGUGAUUUUUGUAAUAUGUUUCAGCCAGAUUUAUUUUAAAUGCUUCUUAUGUAGAGGUUUUUUAUUCUCUCUCUCACUCAUGUUGUUCUUUCUCUCUCUUUCCUCCUGCUUCGUUUUCUCUAUUAUUUCUGUUUUAUUUCCCUUCUUCCUCUCUUUCCUAGUCAGUACUUUGUACCAUUGUUUUAAUAACUGGGCCAGGGGUAGCUUCUCAGGAAGGCGUCUGUUGGGAUGGCUUUAGUACCGAGCCAACGAUAAGUUAGCAAUAACUACUUACUGCCUUCUUCCAAGAGGCAGUGUCAAGAAAUACGGACCUCCUCGACAGCCCGCAGAGGGUUCAGUGACGGUAAUCGCUGCGAAAGCGCUGAUUGGAGUGUUACAACCAGACACAUGAAGUGAAAGGGAAAUAAUCCUAGCUAUACGGUAGCUCCAACACACCAAAUCCCGUGUCACAUGAAGGCAGCAGAAGGAAUUCUGCUGCCUUCAAAGGGCAUGGAAUCAUGCCUUUGCAAGUCCCUUUUGGAGUUUGGGCUGUCUUUUUGCAUUUUUUUAAAACCACAGUAUUCGGUGGAUGACACAGAAAUAAUCUCUGGGUGUGUGUCACACUUCAACCUCCAAGAGACUUACCAGUCCGAUGAACUGAAUCUUGUAUUUUCUAUAUAUUGUAGUACAAUCAAAACACAUUACUACCUCUUAUGGCCUACUAUACCUCAUUUUUUCAGACUGAAAAAUUGCAUGUGGCCAUUGAAUCAGUAAGAACAUCAUAAAAUUUUUUAUAUAUAUAGUUUAUUUUUGUGGGAGAUAAAUUUUAUACGACUGUUCUUUGCUGUCAUUGGUCCUUGCUAACUAAGACUGGACAUUGAACUCUUCUACCAUUUCUGCAAGAGAGGUGUGUUUGCAGGAAAAAAAAUGCUUCAAGAUGUUUAACUACAGUUUACUUUUUCUUUUGAGUGUCUUCUAACUUUUUGCUUUGUUCUUUGUGUAGAGCUGCUGUCUAUGAUUGUACUUUGAAUCGCUUGCUUGUUGAAAAUGUUCCUUUAAUGGAUUAUCACAGUCUGUUCAGCACAAUAAACAUAAUAGCCUCUGUGAUCCCCAUGUUGUUUGAUUCCUAGACUUCUGUCACAGUUCCAUAAAAUGGGUAAUAAAGUUUGGUCACAGUGACCAAAUUUGUAAAA
Molecule: messenger RNA, 4022 nt
Organism: Columba livia (rock pigeon)
Lineage: Eukaryota; Metazoa; Chordata; Aves; Columbiformes; Columbidae
Gene: HMGA2
Product: high mobility group AT-hook 2
Exons: 5
Coding region: 534-863 (109 amino acids)
Biological process (GO): regulation of DNA-templated transcription
Cellular component (GO): chromatin; nucleus
Molecular function (GO): transcription coregulator activity; DNA binding
Source: RefSeq, a predicted model, not a curated record